Messenger RNA from Alexandromys fortis (reed vole), 2025 nucleotides. RefSeq names its product rabphilin 3A (gene Rph3a). Gene Ontology annotation, cellular component: postsynaptic membrane; extrinsic component of synaptic vesicle membrane; neuron projection. Gene Ontology annotation, biological process: regulation of calcium ion-dependent exocytosis; exocytosis; spontaneous neurotransmitter secretion. The record is from RefSeq and is a predicted model, not a curated record. The transcript is spliced from 20 exons. Bases 1 to 2025 code for a protein of 674 amino acids. NCBI's taxonomy places the organism in Eukaryota, Metazoa, Chordata, Mammalia, Rodentia, Cricetidae. Gene Ontology annotation, molecular function: small GTPase binding.
AUGACUGAUACUGUGGUGAACCGAUGGAUGCACCCUGGUGAUGGCCCGCUUCAGUCAAAUGACAAGGAACAGCUACAGGCAGGAUGGUCCGUCCAUCCAGGAGCGAAGACCGACAGGCAGAAGAACCAGGAAGAGCUGACAGACGAAGAGAAGGAGAUCAUCAACAGGGUGAUUGCUCGGGCGGAGAAGAUGGAGGCGAUGGAACAGGAGCGCAUUGGGCGCCUGGUGGACCGUCUGGAAAACAUGAGAAAAAAUGUGGCCGGGGAUGGUGUGAACCGCUGCAUUCUGUGUGGAGAGCAGCUGGGCAUGCUGGGCUCUGCCUGUGUCGUGUGUGAAGACUGUAAGAAGAAUGUCUGCACCAAGUGUGGGGUGAAGACCUCCAACAACCGCCCACAUCCGGUAUGGCUGUGUAAGAUCUGCCUUGAGCAGAGGGAGGUCUGGAAGCGCUCAGGAGCAUGGUUCUUCAAGGGUUUUCCCAAACAGGUUCUUCCACAGCCCAUGCCUAUAAAGAAGACCAAGCCCCAGCAGGCUGCUGGUGAGCCUGCUGUCCCGGAACAGCCUACACUUGAAUCCAGGCACACAGCCCGAACUCCAGCUCAAGGUGACAUGGAGGAGAGGAGGGCCCCAGGUCAGAAGCCAGGCCCCGAUCUCCCCUCUGCCCCUGGGCGAGGAAGCCAUGGGCCUCCCAUGCGCAGGGCCUCUGAGGCACGAAUGAGUACAACUGCCCGGGAUUCUGAGGGCUGGGAGCAUGGUCACGGUGGGGGUGCUGGAGAUGCCAGCCGGAGCCCAGCAGGUCUGAGGCGGGCUAACUCAGUGCAGGCCUCCCGCCCUGCCCCGCCUUCAAUGUCAAGUCCGGCACCUGCUCAACCUGUGCAGCCAGGGCCCCUUGGGGGCAGCAGGGCUGCUCCUGGGCAAAACACAGAGGCCACUCCAAGCGACUCUGGUUAUCCAGGGGCUGUCGCCCCAGCCCGGGAGGAGAGGACAGGACCCGCAGGGGGCUUCCCGUCAGCUCCCCACACUACAGGCCCCUAUUCCCAGGCGGCCCCUGCCCGUCAGCCGCCACCCGCAGAGGAAGAGGAGGAAGCCAAUAGCUAUGACUCGGAUGAAGCAACCACACUGGGUGCCCUGGAAUUCAGCCUCCUCUAUGACCAGGAAAACAGCAACCUGCAGUGUACCAUCAUCAGGGCAAAGGGACUGAAGCCCAUGGACUCCAAUGGCUUAGCGGAUCCCUAUGUGAAGCUGCACCUGCUGCCUGGUGCCAGCAAGUCCAACAAACUUCGUACAAAGACCCUACGCAACACGCGGAACCCUGUGUGGAAUGAGACGCUGCAGUACCAUGGCAUCACAGAGGAGGACAUGCAGAGAAAGACACUCAGGAUCUCCGUGUGUGAUGAGGACAAGUUCGGCCACAAUGAGUUCAUCGGCGAGACCAGGUUCUCACUCAAGAAGCUGAAGGCUAACCAGAGGAAAAACUUCAACAUCUGCCUGGAGCGGGUGAUCCCGAUGAAGCGUGCAGGGACCACAGGGUCAGCCCGUGGCAUGGCACUCUAUGAGGAGGAGCAGGUGGAGCGAAUUGGCGACAUAGAGGAACGUGGCAAGAUCCUGGUGUCCCUCAUGUAUAGCACACAGCAGGGCGGCCUCAUCGUGGGCAUUAUCCGCUGUGUGCACCUGGCCGCCAUGGACGCCAACGGCUACUCAGACCCCUUCGUCAAGCUCUGGCUGAAACCAGACAUGGGGAAGAAAGCCAAGCACAAGACUCAGAUCAAAAAGAAAACCCUGAACCCCGAGUUUAAUGAGGAAUUUUUUUAUGACAUCAAACACAGCGACCUGGCCAAAAAGUCCCUGGAUAUCUCAGUAUGGGACUAUGACAUCGGCAAAUCUAAUGAUUACAUCGGAGGCUGCCAGCUGGGGAUCUCAGCCAAGGGUGAGCGCUUGAAACAUUGGUAUGAAUGUCUGAAGAACAAGGACAAGAAGAUUGAACGUUGGCACCAACUGCAGAACGAGAACCACGUGUCAAGUGAUUAG